Stylonychia lemnae is the source of this 1947-nucleotide messenger RNA. NCBI's taxonomy places the organism in Eukaryota, Ciliophora, Spirotrichea, Sporadotrichida, Oxytrichidae. The record is from the annotation of a GenBank genome assembly.
AUGGGCGAGACUAACAAGUUAGCUCAGACUUAGCCAAUUCAAAAUAAUUAAGUUUGGAAUGUUAAGCAUAAAUUCAUUUUGGUUAAGCCAGAAAACUCAAGGGAAUCUACACCUUUCAGUUACACUCAUAGAAGAAAUAAUAGAGACUAAAACCUAAUAGGCAAUUAACACAGAAAGAUGAAAUCUACAGGGUCUCAAAUACAGUUUAUCAAACCAGGGUUCAAUUUGAAAAAUCUAAUGAGGGAGGAAACUCUAUAAAGCUAAAGAGCAUCCUCUGAUAUGAAUAAUUUGUUAAGUCCUAAAACUCUUUAAGUUGCAUAAUCAUCUUUAUAACAAAGUUAAUUGACGACAAGGCCUCAAACUGAGCAAUUCAAAAUAAAUCAUCCAAGGACAUCCAGAGCACAUACUCGCUCAUCAAUGGAUAAAAAAGAAACAAUGUCUGUGCUUACUCCUCAUGCUAAUGAAAAAUUUGUGUAGUUUAUAAACUUACCAUAAAAACCUCAAACUGCUAGGAAGCUCUUAAACCAACAUAGAUCCAGUUAAUUGAUUGAUUUUGAUGAAAAUGGAGAUGAGAUUAGAAUUGAACUUCCGGAUAGAAUAAAAGAAGACUUAAUUGACAAGGAAAAGGUACAGACUAGAUUAUUAAUUGAGUAGUUUAAGCAGAGUGAGAAUCAAGAAUAGUUUAUUGAUAAAUAUCUCGACUUUCAAAGAUAGAUUGAGCGAAAGAAGAGAUUCAAGCUUUUAUAAAAUUAACAUCAGUAUGGUAAAAUAAUUGACAGUGAAAACCUAUAUCAAGAUAUAAUCUAAACUAAAUAGCAAGAGAAAGACUUAAAAAAGAAAGAUAAAUUUCAUGAAUCCAAAGGUUCAAAGAAAGAGAAUGCAGAAUAGACUGACGCAAAGUAAUCUCAGGUAACUCUAGAUAAUAAUAGGAAAUUCAAAAUGAAAGAGCAUGGAAUGAAAUAUCGUUCAUUGUCAACUGAUGAAAAAUUAUUUGAAGCACCUCUGCUAUUAUUCAAAUCCUAAUUAGUCCCCAAAACCUAAGACUAAAUAGCAGAUGAUUUAACAAUUGAAUCUUUCAGAAUUAAAAAUCUCAUGAAAAACUAGCUAGAAUAAAAGAAAAAAAUGGUCAUGACCUUACACAUCGAUCAUGAUCAUGUUAGAGAUUUCUAAGCAAUGGUCCAAAAGGUAAUGCUAGAGCGCAGGGAGAAGUUCUACUCUUAAAUUAGAUAAAUAGAAGAGAAGAAAGAUCCUCUGUUAUUACCAAAUUUUUUGUAUGCUAUUAAACACAACAAGCUACAAGCAGUUUUCAACUACCUAAAGAAUGAUCCAGCAUUAGCUUAUGUCGCAGAUAUGAGUUAAAGGACAGGGUUGCAUUGGGCAGCUAAAAGAAAUUAUUGCGAGAUUAUUUCUCUAUUAGUUAGGUUUGGAGCUGAUCUUAACGCUAGAGAUGCUGAAGGACGAACCCCAAUUUACAUGGCUGCAAAAUACGAUCAUCAUGAAGCAGUGAAAAUUCUUUUGGGCUUAAAUGCUGAUCCAUUUAUAAAGUGCAUGAAAAAAUUAAGACCAGAAGAUGUAACUGAAGAGGAUGCACUUAAGAUAGCUUUGAAAAAAAGUAAGAUGUUUUAAAUCACAGCAAAUUGGACUUCUAAAUAAAAACGCUAAGUCCACUUUAUGAAUCAAGGAAUGGAAUAUCUUAACAGGCAGAGGGAUGAGAUAAUGGAAGACCAGGCCAAGAAUAGUUUUCAUAGGAAAAUGAGUAUGUUUAAAAAUGGUUAGACUGGCUCCGCAGAUAUUUCAUAGGAUAUUAUUUAAGGUACCCCAGUGCUAAAACAAUCUGAGCCUGAAUCACCUAAAUUUGGCAAUAAAGUAUUAAAGAAUUUUCUCCAUAGGAGGAAUACCCUAAAACGGCAAGCAACUCAAAUGACCAUCGAAUAAUUUGCCUCUUGA